Amphiprion ocellaris (clown anemonefish) is the source of this 1896-nucleotide messenger RNA. RefSeq names its product HDGF like 3 (gene hdgfl3). Bases 224 to 847 code for a protein of 207 amino acids. The record is from RefSeq and is a predicted model, not a curated record. Gene Ontology annotation, molecular function: double-stranded DNA binding; transcription coregulator activity. The transcript is spliced from 6 exons. Gene Ontology annotation, cellular component: nucleus. Lineage: Eukaryota; Metazoa; Chordata; Actinopteri; Pomacentridae. Gene Ontology annotation, biological process: regulation of transcription by RNA polymerase II.
CAGCGGAGGCCAUUCUCCAUCACAGUUACACCUGACUUUGUGCGUAAGAGGAUAGACCUCUGUCAGGCCCAGUCUUCCGCGUUUUUUAAUUAUUUAUUUUCGUGUAAACUGCAGUCUUGAUUUAAAAACAUAGAUGGUGGAUAAUUUAGCCCUGCGCUGAGGGCCCGGAAACAACUGCAAAGGAUUAUAAAAUCACCAUAAAUCCCUGAGGCUAUCCGCCGACAUGGCUCGACCACGGCCGCGGGAAUACAAGGCAGGAGAUCUGGUUUUCGCUAAGAUGAAGGGGUACCCGCACUGGCCUGCGAGGAUUGAUGAGCUUCCUGAAGGAGCUGUCAAACCACCUGCCAACAAGUACCCCAUCUUCUUCUUUGGGACUCAUGAAACUGCAUUCUUGGGUCCAAAGGAUCUUCUGCCCUACAAGGAGUAUAAAGAUAAAUUUGGCAAGUCCAACAAGAGGAAAGGUUUCAAUGAGGGCCUGUGGGAGAUUGAGAACAACCCAGGAGUCAAGUUCACAGGCUAUCAGGCCAUCCAGCAACAGAGCUCAUCAGAAACAGAGGAGGGGGGAAACACUGCUGAUGGGAGCAGCGAGGGUGAAGAGGGAGACUCUGUUGAGGAGGAAGAUGACAAGGAAAAACUGAAAGGAGACAAGGCUGGGUCUAAACGGAAAAAGACAGCUACAUCCAAGAAAUCCUCAAAGCUGUUGAGGAUCUCGUCUGGAGACGAUAACCUGGAGAAGGAUAGAAAAGAUGACGACCAGAAGAGUGGCUCAGAAGGAGGAGAUGCUGACAACGACAUCAUUGAAAGUACCACCGACAGUAAGAACCAGCUGCUCAUAGAGGAACAUUAAAUGAAAAGGGCAUGAAAGGGAAAUCAUUCUUUGUAGCUUUGAUGUUGGAAAGGUGAAUCUACAACAUGAUUUCUCAUCAGCACCAUCUACUGGCUCCCAUCGUCACGUUCAAUACUCUGUUGGAUGUCCAGUUUGUGUUUGUAUGACUGAUGCACCCGUACUUAAACUGUUAUCAUGUGAAUACCAGGGUCAGAUUGGGCAUUAUGUCACACAGUUUUUUCAGCACUUAAAUGUAAUGUGAAAUCAAAACCACUGUCAGGAUCUUGAGCUCUCUAAAACAGAAAGCUAAAGUUUUUAAUUUAUUUCACCUUGUAAGUUCAUAUUGUUAAAUAAAUAUAUAGAUAUGGGAUAUUUAAAGGGGGAUUAGGUAUUUGAAGACUUUAAUCAUGCUGUAUUGGCAGACAUUAGGAGCUUUGAUAAAAUGAACUGUGUUUAUAUUCAGUCUUUCUUCUACAAGACUCAGACUAAUCACCCAAGCAGAAUGAAAAAAGGUUUAAAAUUCUAAGGUAUAGCCCUUUGAUAACCUGUUAUCAAGAUGAUGGUAAGAAGUUAGUGGCCAGUGUGGGUGGUUCAUUCCCUUCAUUUUAUCUGUAAAAGUAGAUCCAAAUUUGUUGCUUGACCAGACUAAUGGUACCACUUUUUUUCAAAAGUUUGCCUGUUUUCCAUUGUAUACCUGAUUAUCCUAAAGCACAGAUAAAUGACACUCUACCAGAACUGUCAUUUCUUACACUGACUAAAUGAUCUAGCUUGGUUUUUGCUGACCAGCUUUUUCUACAGCAAUCUAUAGCAACGUGCAGUCUUCACCAACAAUUUGGAGCUGUUAGUUCAGUUGUCACAUAGGAAUAGAUAAGAGUGUAUCAAUCUGAAGUAUUUAAUGGAUAAUAUCACUCCCAAAAAAAGUACCAAUAGCCAAUGCAGUUUGACAAUAGAGAUAUGAUAGUUUUAGCUAAAGCGCCUUACAACAGCAUCCCCAUCUGCCAAGCAUGAUAUCCCGAUUUUGACACACACACACGCACACACACAUAUGUGUAUGUAUAUAUAUAUAUAUA